Molecule: messenger RNA, 2556 nt
Organism: Cladocopium goreaui
Lineage: Eukaryota; Dinophyceae; Suessiales; Symbiodiniaceae
Source: the annotation of a GenBank genome assembly
CCAACGUGGUCCCCUCAACCUGCCAUGGCGCUUUGCGGGCCCUCGCGCGAUUCCAGCUUGGAUGUGGCGUCCCAAGCUCGCAGGAGACGAUGGUGGAGCCUUUCCACCCUCGGUUUGCUGGGUGCUCCUGUCUUCGUUCACAUGAGGGCGGGACCAGGACCUUCACGAACUUUGCUGCGAGUUCGACCAGAAUUGCUGGACAACCAGGCAGUGGACGAGAUGGUCACCUACCGCAGCAUGAAGGAGCGACGGCUGCGACAAGCUUCGCAUCAGUGGCGGAAGGAGGGCAUCAACUGGACCGAGGAGGAGGAGGAAACGAUGGAUGAUGAUUUUGUGGCGAACUUGAAGCACGGCACGAAUCUCCUGCUGAACGGCGCCAAGGAAUUCCCCCCUUGGGCCGAUGUGCGCGCGGAGCAUGCGGAGCGCGGGCACGAGUGGAUGGAGAAAUUUUCGGUGGAUGACAUCUGGAGACAUCACUGCGUGGUUCCCUAUGUUGCCGAUGACUGGCGAUCGGUCUUGGACCCCUUGGAGCGUAUCGUGGACAAGGUGGAAAUGGCCUUCUCCGCUGUUACGCACGUGAAGAACGUCUUGGAUCCAUCGAUGAAGUUCAGGAAAGCCUACCGCAAGGCUGCGCAGGCUCGAUGGAACAUCCAGCGACGCUUGCGACGCUGCGAUCGCUUCUCUAGAGCCUUUCUGGGGCUGUUGGCCUAUGAUCAGAAUGCUACAGAAGCGCAAAGACGGGCAGCUGCGUAUCUCAUGAUUUUGUUUGAACAGGAUGGAGUGAAUUUGCAGCACAAUGGGAUCUAUCGAGACGACCCUGAUGCAUUUCUGGAGCUGCAGAAAGUCAGAGGCGCUGUCUUCAACAUCUCCUUGAUCUGGGAUCAAAACAUCGAUCGAGACAUGGAGAGUCGUGCUUACCUCAUACGAGACAAAACGGAGCUGGAGGGCGUCCCUGAGUGGAUCCUGAAAGAUGCAGUGGAACUUGCCCUCCAGGCCGGAUAUCCAAAGGCGAAUCUGGAAACUGGACCUUGGUUGAUCUCCAUGCACGACAGCAUUUCAGAAGGCGUCUUGAAGCACGCCAAGGGUCGCGGACUACGGGAGGUGGUGCACGAGAAUCGGGCGCGCAUCGCCUUCCUUGGCGGCUCCGGAAAAGGAGACAACACGCCCAUGCUGGAGCAGCUUCUUCAGGUGCGCCGUCGCUUGGCGAAUGUGGUGGGCUAUGCAACCCACGCGGACGUGAUGUUCACGCGGGCCAUGGCAAGCCCCAAACAGGCUUAUGGGCUGCUCAGCAAGUUGCGACAAGAAGCCUUGCCGGUCGCCCGCUACGAAGCGGAGGAGUUGAGGAAGUUCGCAAAGAGUCAAGGCGCCACUUACGAGUUGGAUGUGUACGACUUGGACUUCUGGCGCGAACGGCUGAUGGAGGAGAGCUUGGGGCUCAAGGAGGAGUACAUCCGGCAGUUCUUCCCUUUGGACGCAGUUCUGGAGGGUCUCUUCCAUCUGUUGGGUGAGCUCUUUGACGUGGAGGUCCGAGAAGAGCAAAACGAGUUGAGCUGGGCCAAAGAUGUGCACUUCUAUCGCCUGGUGAAUCGCAGUACCGGCGGCCCGGUGGCGUCCUUCUUCCUGGACGCGCAUCGCCGUGCGGGGCAGAAGCGGCGGGGCUUCUGGGCCUCGACGAUCCAAGGCUACAGCGAGCUCCUUGGUGACCGCCACGGGCCCCGACGCCCUGCAGUGCACGUGGUUUGCGACCUGGAACCGCCAGAAGGUGUGACGCUGCUGACACAUCAGGAGCUGGCGAAGGUUUUUAAGGCCUUCGGCUCGGCGUUGCGGGAUCUCUUCUGCCAACAGCCCGAGGGCUUGAUGUCGGGAGGUUUUGGACUGGAGUUGGAUGUUCUGGACAUGCCCGCCCACUUUAUGGAGCGUUGGGCCUAUGAUGCCAGAAGCCUCCGGCGCUGCAGCCGUCACUACCAGACUGGUGAAGCGCUGCCGGAAGCGGCCGUGGAGAUGUUGGCGCAGUCCAGAAGCUUCUUCACGGCGAAUCGCUUGUUGAAACGCUGCGCUAUGGCACAUGUGGACCUGGAACUUCAUUCGGAUUAUGAUCCCUUUAGUGACCUCAACGUCUACGACUUAGCCAAGUUGGUGGAGGCCGAAUAUGCCGUGAUCCGCCCCCGGGUCCAGGACCGGGAACUCUGCAGUCAGCCCUUCAACAGCGACGUGGCCGGAGCCUUCUAUGGAGACCUCUGGUCACAAGCCUUGGCCAUGGAUAUCUUCAGCGAGUUUCAGGGAGAGGACCUAGGCGUCGUGGGCCAGCGCUUCCGCAGCGCGCUGCUGCACUUUGGCGGCGGCCGGGCACCGGGGAACGCCAUCCAGGAGUUUCUCCAACGCCCCGCCUCCUUCUCCUCGAUGCUGUUGGACCUUGGCCUCACUGAGAGCGCCAAGAUGCGCGCGGCGGAGGCGGAGGUACCAGAAGAGCAAGAUGUGGUGUCUUUUGAGGACGUCUAUCCAGACGGCGAAGAAGACGAGGACGAUAGUUACGCAGAGUUCGAAGAUUACUGAAAA